ACAAUCAAAAAGCUAACAAGUAGAAACUCCUUUUCUACACCUAAUUAAUUUUUCCCCUUUUGGCCUAUGCAAAAGCCGGCCUGCAUUUAUAUGUACAGCUUUAAUUAAAGAAACUUAUGCUUCAAUCAAGGACACUGAAGCUUUACUACUUAGUGCUGAGUCCUGCAGUGAGAGGGAAGAAGUAGAGGUAUAGCAAUGGCAGGUGGAGUAGGAUAUGGUGAACGUUCUUUGAAGGAGACUCCCACUUGGGCUGUUGCUCUUGUUUGUGCUGUGUUUGUUAUCAUCUCUGUCAUUAUUGAACAUGGUAUCCAUUCCCUUGCUCAGUGGUUUCAAAAGCGGCAAAAGAAAGCCAUGUCUGAGGCUCUAGAGAAGAUUAAAUCUGAACUUAUGCUGCUGGGCUUCAUAUCUCUACUUAUAACAAUAGGUACAAAGCCCAUCUCUAAGAUAUGCAUCCCUGAGAAAGCUGGCAACAUCAUGCUUCCAUGCAAAAAUGGAGCUAAGAAUGACGAUGAAAAAGACAAUGAUGGAAGAAAAUUAUUAUGGUAUGCUGGAGAUGCUAUGUGGCGCCGAGUUCUGGCUCCGGCAUCUGGGGAUGAUUAUUGCUCUAAACAUGAUAAAGUAGCAUUGGUUUCACAGUCUGGGGUGCACCAAUUACACAUCUUCAUAUUUAUGCUUGCUGUGUUUCAUGUGCUCUAUAGUGUAGUCACCAUUGCUCUGGCAAAGGCCAAGAUGAAGAAAUGGAAAAAGUGGGAAGCGGAAACAACUUCUUUGGAGUAUGAAUUUAAUAAUGAUCCUUCCAGGUUUAGGUUCACAAGACAGACAUCUUUUGUUAGGAGGCAUACAGGCUUCUCCACAACACCAGGUCUUAGAUGGAUUGUGGCAUUUUUCAGGCAGUUCUUUGCUUCUGUAACAAAGGUUGAUUAUCUGACAAUGCGACACGGAUUCAUUAAUGCUCAUUUUGCUCCAAACAGCAAAUUCAACUUCCAUAAAUACAUCAAGAGAUCAAUGGAAGAUGAUUUCAAGGUGGUCGUCGGCAUUAGCAUACCAUUGUGGACAUGCUCCAUUGUAUUUCAGCUUCUAAAUGUUAAUGGACUGUAUACACUUCUGUGGAUUCAAUUCAUACCCUUAUUAAUAGUUGUCAUUGUUGGAACAAAGCUGGAAAUUAUUAUAAUGGAGAUGGCUCAGCAUAUCCAAGAUAAAACAAGUGUGGUGAAAGGAGCCCCUGUGGUGGAGCCUAGCAACAAGUACUUCUGGUUCAAUCGCCCUGACAUUAUCCUUUUCUUGAUCCAUUUCACCUUAUUCCAGAAUGCAUUCCAGAUGGCUUACUUCUUGUGGAUAUGGUAUGAGUUUGGAUUGAAGUCAUGCUUUCAUGAGAACUUACCAGAAAUUUUGACGAGGGUCAUUCUAGGUGUAGCCCUUCAAUUCUUGUGUAGCUAUAUCACCUUCCCUCUCUAUGCUCUAGUCACUCAGAUGGGAUCUCACAUGAAGAAGGCAAUCUUUGAAGAGCAAACAGCAAAAGCUUUGAAAAAAUGGCAGAAGGCAGCAAGGGAGAGAAACAAGCUGAGGAAACCAACUGCAACAGCAGAAGUUUCAACUGGGUUUAUGAGUCCAGAUCAGACAAGUACCCCAAGCAGAGGCACUUCACCUAUGCAUUUACUUCACAAGUAUAAAAACAACUACUCUGUAGAGCUGGAAAGUGUUGUGACCUCUCCUAGAGCUUCUUGCCAUUCUGAAACAGAGAUGUCAGAAACUGAAGGUCCUUCUCCAUCCUCCACUUCCAGGGAUGCCCAUGAACCCAGAAGAGAAAAUCAUCCUAGAGGAAUUGUAGAGAGCCAUAAUGAUGAUUUCUCCUUUGCUAAUCACUGAAAUGCAUAACAUAGUAGGUAAACCUUAAAAUUGCAAUUAAAAAGCAAUUAAUUCCAACCAAAUAUUAUCCCACACAUUCAGUUUGACUAAAUUAUCAUUUGUCUCACGUAUUUAUUUCAGUUUCAAUAACUUUCUCUUGGAAUUUGGAAUAA
This is a messenger RNA of Manihot esculenta (cassava), 2018 nucleotides long. Its product is annotated as MLO protein homolog 1. Gene Ontology annotation, biological process: defense response. The record is from RefSeq and is a predicted model, not a curated record. The transcript has 14 exons. The coding region runs from base 196 to 1866 and encodes 556 amino acids. Lineage: Eukaryota; Viridiplantae; Streptophyta; Magnoliopsida; Malpighiales; Euphorbiaceae. Gene Ontology annotation, cellular component: membrane.